Oenanthe melanoleuca is the source of this 1490-nucleotide messenger RNA. RefSeq names its product even-skipped homeobox 1 (gene EVX1). Gene Ontology annotation, molecular function: DNA-binding transcription factor activity, RNA polymerase II-specific; RNA polymerase II cis-regulatory region sequence-specific DNA binding. Gene Ontology annotation, cellular component: nucleus. Lineage: Eukaryota; Metazoa; Chordata; Aves; Passeriformes; Muscicapidae. Gene Ontology annotation, biological process: regulation of transcription by RNA polymerase II. The coding region runs from base 161 to 1372 and encodes 403 amino acids. The record is from RefSeq and is a predicted model, not a curated record. The transcript is spliced from 3 exons.
GAGUGUAGCGCUCGCAUCACAAGGUCACCCUAUCUCACCGCUGGCUCCUCUGCAUUGGCAGGAGAGGGUUGCUGGGUUUGUACAAGGCUGGGGCGGGAGCAGGAGGGAGGGGGGGAAGAGAUCUGGAUUUUUUUUCUCCCCUCCCUUAAGCAAAGCCACAAUGGAAACCAGGAAGGAGAUGGUGAUGUUUCUGGAGGGGACUACUCUUGGCGCUCUAGUUGGCAAGAGGGUGCCUAAUUUGUCCGAAGCAGUGGGGAGCCCCGCUGCGGAGCCGCAGGAGAAGAUGAUCCAUCGGAACUGCAUCAGCCCCAGACCUGGCCCCUUGUCGUCCCGGGAGAGAGGAGGAGGAGGAGGUGGCGGAGGAGAAGAUGAAGAGGAGGUGGAGGUGCUGCCAGGGACAGGGACGGUGCCGGAGAGCCGCUCAGCGGCGGCAGCACUGCUUUCGGCCGGACAGCAGCCCCCCGCCCCGGAGCUCCCCUCCAGCAAAGGGCAGCAGAGCAGCUCGGACACCGAGUCGGAUUUCUAUGAGGAAAUCGAGGUGAGCUGCACCCCGGACUGCGCCACGGGGAGCGCCGAGUACCAGCACAGCAAAGGGCCGUGCUCCGAGGCGCUGGCCGGCAGCCCCAGCGGCGGGGGGGAUCACCCCAAGGGCAGCGGAGGCAGCGGCGGCUCCCAGGGCUCGCUCGCCUGCAGCGCCAGCGACCAGAUGCGCCGCUACCGCACCGCCUUCACCCGCGAGCAGAUCGCCCGGCUGGAGAAGGAGUUUUACCGGGAGAAUUACGUGUCCAGGCCCCGGAGAUGUGAGCUGGCGGCUGCUCUAAAUCUGCCAGAAACCACCAUCAAGGUUUGGUUCCAGAACCGCAGGAUGAAGGACAAGCGGCAGCGCCUGGCCAUGACCUGGCCUCACCCGGCCGACCCGGCGUUUUACACGUACAUGAUGAGCCACGCGGCGGCCACCGGGAACCUGCCGUAUCCAUUCCCGUCCCACCUGCCCCUGCCCUACUACUCCCACAUGGGCAUCGGCGCCACAUCGGCCUCCGCCGCCUCCCCCUUCAGCACCCCCCUGAGGCCUCUGGACACCUUCAGGGUCCUGUCCCACCCGUACCCGAGACCAGAACUGCUGUGCGCCUUCAGACAUCCCUCUCUGUACCCUGCCCCAACUCAUGGACUCAGCGCCGGGGGCAACCCCUGCUCCUGCCUGGCAUGCCACAGCGGCCAGUCCAACGGGCUGGCGCAGAGACCCUCCGGAUCAGACUUUACCUGUUCGGCCACAACCAGGACUGACUCCUUCCUCACUUUCACGCCCUCUGUGCUGAGCAAAGCCACCUCAGUUUCCAUGGACCAGAGAGAAGAAGUACCUUUAACGAGAUAAACCUUUGUCUCAGGGUUAUUAAACACUCAUCCCUUUCCCGGACUUCUCUUCGAGUUAAUGUACCUACAGCCCAUGUUUAUUUAAUCGUGUUCUCUCCUCAGCCGUGGACACCUACAGU